GGGGGGCCGGGUGCGAGGGGGGAGGGGGUUGGGGACGUGAGGGAGGGGGGGCUUGUGGAUGCGAGGGAGGAGGCGUUAGUGAACGCUCAGGAUGAUACGACUGCGAAUGAUCAGGAGGAGAACGAGGUGCACAGGACGCCUGUUGCGACUAAACGCGGACGAGGCACUGCAAGGGGACGUGCGCGGGGCACGGCUGCUGCUACGCGCGGCGGGAGAGGGCGCGGGGCGGCGCCUGUUGCUGCGCGCGCGCCUGCACGCGGGGGUGCGCCUGUCACCGCGGCGCGCGGUGCUGCUACGGGCGCGAGGGGCGCUACGGCUACGGCUACAAGGGCUCGUCGCGGUGGAGGGAUACCGCGUGCUGCGCCGUCUACGGUCAGGCUUACGCGGAGCUCGUCUACGCGGACGAUCGAUACUCAAGAAUCUGCCGGUUCUCAACCUACUGCGAAGGAUAAAGAUAAAGGGAAGGAGAAGGCGCCCGAGAAGGAGGUCGAGCAGAAAGAUGAGGACGAGGUGGAGAUCGUCAAAGACGUACCAGAUGCUAUGGACGUCGACGACGAACCGGGCUCGACGUCCGUGAUCGUCAAGCCGAAGACGCCGUUGAAGAUGAGCGUCGAGUUGCCCGCUGAGGGGUCCAAGACGCCCGGGCGCGCGAAGACGCCGGUGUUUGCGCGGCCGAAGACGCCGGGGGUUAAUGCGAGGUCUACGGGCUCAGACGCUUCUUCCAAUGCGGCCCUGCCGAAACGAACGGGAGGGUUCGCGGCGCCCACUGCGUCGUCGCUGUCCAAGACGCAAGCUUCGCCGACGAAGAAACCCGCGUCGUCCAUCGCGGGCCCGUCGUCCUCGCGCGCAUCAUCGCCGACCAAACCCGCCUCUUCGUCCACCACCACCACCCGCCCCUCCCUAAUAUCCAAAUCGUCGCAUUCGUCACUGUCGAACCUCAACGCGGUCCUCGAGCGCUCGCGGGCGCAGACGAGUAUGGGGUUCAAUAGGGACGUGCAGAGGUCGACGGCGGGUACGGGUGGAGGGAGGAGCAGGGAGAGGGAGGAGCUGCCGGAUAGGCUUGAUGGGAGUCUUGUGGCGAGAGAGUGGGGCGCGAAGGGCAAGGCGGGCGCGGGGAAGGAGAAGGAGAAGAAGUUGCCGCCGGGGCAGACGACGCUGGGUCUGAAGGGUAGUGGUGCGGGGCCGAGCAAGGUCACCGGCGCUGGACCUAGUAAACUCAACGGCGCGGCGGGUCCGUCCAAGGCAAACGGUGCGACGGCGAACGGCUUGAAGCGCACGGCUUCGCUCGGCGCGCUCGGCCGUGGUCAGCCGAGCGGAGGGAUGAAGCAGGCCACGCUGCCCUUCGGCAAGCCGAAAGUGCCGCCCACGGCGGGGUUCCCGGUCAAGAGGAUGUACGCGAGCCAGAAGAGCGGGUUGGCAACUGUUAAGGGGAGUCCGGUCAAAGGCGGCACGAGUGCGAUGCUCGAGGCGGACGAGGAUGAAGAGGAGGACGAAGAGGUGAUGAAUAGGUCGAUGGUCAAGGGCAAGGGCAAGGCUCGGGUACCCGGUAUCGAGCCUAUGGAUCUUACCAGCCUCGGCGAGAGUGCCUUGGUAGACUCGGAGGACGAGGAUCCGGAUGCGCCAGGGUACUCGACGACGAUAGGCCCCGUCACGCCCGCAUCGCGCGUGCACGCCGGAUGGGAGAAGAACGCCUCGCGCCGCGCGUCGCUCGCCUCGCAGGCGCUCCUCGCGCUCCAAGCCCAAGCCCAAGUACAAAGUCCCGGGACGCCGCCGGAGAGCGAGCGCGCGCGGAGUACAAGGAGCGGCGGCGCGUUACAGCCGAAUCCGGGUCCCGCGCCGCAGGGCGUGCCGAAGGUGCUGAAGCACUGCAGCGUGUAUGUGGACGUGCGCGGGCCGGACGGGGACGACCAGGGGACGUGGUUCGUCGAGACGCUGAGGCUGCUCGGCGCGCGGGUGCAGGCGCGCCUGGGCAGCGCGUGCACGCAUAUUGUGUUCCGCGGGGGCGGGGCGGGGACGUUGCAGCGGUACGCGCAGCUGCCGGAUCCGAAGCCGGCGGUCGUGGGGGUGGGGUGGGUCGUGGCGUGCGCGGAGCAGGUGCGGGCGAUGGGGACGGAGGGGUACGCGGUUGAUGUGGCGGCUGCGAGCGCGGAGGCGGUGGUGAGGGAGAAGGCGAGGCCGGCGUUUAGGAGGGGGAGGAAGAGCGCUGUUGUGGGG
This is a messenger RNA of Peniophora sp. CBMAI 1063, 2214 nucleotides long. NCBI's taxonomy places the organism in Eukaryota, Fungi, Basidiomycota, Agaricomycetes, Russulales, Peniophoraceae. The record is from the annotation of a GenBank genome assembly.